Messenger RNA from Talaromyces proteolyticus, 4623 nucleotides. Its product is annotated as ABC drug exporter AtrF. Gene Ontology annotation, cellular component: membrane. The record is from RefSeq and is a predicted model, not a curated record. Lineage: Eukaryota; Fungi; Ascomycota; Eurotiomycetes; Eurotiales; Trichocomaceae. Gene Ontology annotation, biological process: transmembrane transport. The transcript is spliced from 2 exons. Gene Ontology annotation, molecular function: ABC-type transporter activity; ATP hydrolysis activity; ATP binding. The coding region runs from base 1 to 4623 and encodes 1540 amino acids.
AUGGCAUCUUACAGCGAGGACGCAAAAGAGCAACCGGUCGGUCAUGGAGAGGACGUGAUCGAGACCCGCCAUGAGCCCAUCACCGGCCCAGAAUCGCCAGGAACAACCAUCGCCAGUCCGUCGCAGCUGAGCCUCGAGGGAAGAUGGGGCGAACAGACGGAAGGAGAGCCCGUCUCCCGCCACAACGCAAUGGAGGACUACGAAGAGAUGCGCAGGGAGUUGACUCGCCUCAGUUUGGAUAGGCCACGUUCACAGGCCUCUCGCAGAUCUCGUACCCGUCCCCUCAGUCGAUUGAUCUCUGCCGUGUCGCAGAGAAGCCGGCCCGGGGAGCGAGACGUAGAGGGAUCUUUGUCGGAUUCAGAUGUCACGGCCCACAAUGAAUUCGAUCUAGGAGAGUUCCUGAUGGGUGGAACGCUUGAGCGAAGGACUACCUCUGGAGAGCCGACUAAGAAGGUGGGAGUUGUUUUUAAGGGUUUAACGGUCAAGGGUGUGCAGGCUUCGGCUUCGUUUGUCAAAACACUCCCUGAUGCAGUGAUCGGCACCUUUGGACCCGAUUUAUACCACCUCGUCCAGCGAUUUAUCCCAAGUCUGCGAUUUGGUAGAGCCCCACCGACUAGGAAUCUCAUUAAUGACUUUACUGGUGUUGUUCGGGAUGGAGAGAUGAUGAUGGUUCUGGGCCGACCUGGAGCUGGAUGCUCGACUUUCCUCAAGGCAGUGGCCAACUAUCGUGCAAGUUUCGCCGGCGUAUCAGGAGAAGUCAGCUACGGAGGUAUUUCUGCUGAAGAGCAGGCGAAGCAUUUCCGCGGCGAAGCUAUCUAUAACCCCGAGGACGACCAGCAUUUUGCGACACUGACUGUCGAGCAGACUCUGAAGUUCUCACUUAUGAAUAAGACGAAGAAACGGGACCGUUCGACUGUGCCGAUUAUUGUUGACUCUUUGCUGAAAAUGUUCGGCAUUACACAUACCAGAAACACGCUGGUUGGAAACGAGUAUGUUCGAGGUGUAUCUGGAGGUGAACGCAAACGUGUUAGUAUCGCGGAGACUCUGGCAACUAAAUCGACGGUGGUCUGCUGGGAUAACUCGACCAGAGGUUUGGAUGCGAGCACUGCGUUGGACUAUGCGAAAUCGCUGCGCAUUAUGACCGAUAUCAGCAGACGGACUACCUUUGUCACCCUCUAUCAAGCUAGUGAAGGAAUUUUCGAGCUGAUGGAUAAGGUUCUUGUUAUCGACCAAGGAAGGAUGCUUUACCAGGGUCCUGCUCGUGAAGCCAAGCAGUAUUUCGUUGACCUUGGAUUCUACUGCCCAACUCAGUCUACAACUGCCGAUUUCCUCACCUCGCUUUGUGACCCCAAUGCGCGUGAAUUCCAAGAAGGCAAGGAAGCUUCUACACCAAAGACCGCCGAAGAGCUAGAAGCCGUCUUCCGAAAAAGCAAUUCUUACAAACGCAUUCUCGAAGAUGUUGCCGAUUACGAACAGCAAUUGCAUGCAACCGAACGAGCAGACACCAAGCGCUUCCAACACACGGUUGGUCAGUCCAAAAGUAAAACUGUUUCUAAAAAAUCCCCAUACACGGUGUCAUUUCCCAAGCAAGUCGCAGCCUGUGUUAGACGCGAGGUUUGGCUGCUAUGGGGAGACAAGACGUCAUUGUACACCAAAUUCUUCAUCAUUAUUGCGAAUGCCUUGAUUGUUAAUUCUUUGUUCUACGGCCAAUCCCUUGAUACCAGUGGCGCAUUUUCUAGAGGAUCAACUCUGUUCUUCUCGGUGCUUUUUCUUGGCUGGCUCCAAUUAACCGAAUUGAUGCCAGCUGUUUCAGGACGCACGAUGAUCCAGCGCCACAAAGACUAUGCCUUUUACCGACCGUCUGCAGUAUCCAUAGCUCGAGUUGUCGUCGACUUUCCAUUCAUUUUUGCCAUGGUAGUGGUCUUCGGCGUGGUCACAUAUUUUUUGUCGGGCUUAGAUGUUGAUGUUUCCAAAUUUUUCAUCUUUUUGCUCUUUGUGUACACCACCACUAUUUGCAUCACCUCGAUGUACCGGAUGUUCGCAUCUCUAUCUCCGACGAUUGACGAUGCAGUACGUUUCAGCGGAAUCGGGCUGAACUUGCUGGUUAUUUUCGUUGGUUACGUUAUUCCCAAACCUACAUUGAUCAACUCCUCGAUCUGGUUCGGCUGGCUAUUUUACAUUAACCCGAUCGCGUAUGCUUACGAAGCGGUCCUGACCAAUGAGUUCUCCAACCGUGUGAUGGAAUGUGCCCCCUCCAUGCUCGUCCCACAAGGGCCUGAUGUCGACCCGAAUUACCAGAGUUGCUCUCUGCCAGGUUCCUCACUGAACGAGAAGAGUGUAACAGGCGCGGCAUAUCUCGGAACCUCUUUUGGGUUUACACGACACCACCUUUGGCGCAAUUUUGGUGUUCUGAUUGCCUUCACCGUGCUCUACAUUUUGAUCACGGUGAUUGCAAACGAAACGCUAGGCUUUGGACAGGGAGGUGGCGGUGCUUUAGUCUUUAAAAGGUCGAAGCGCAGUAAACAACUAGCCCAAGCCGAGACGAAGACUUCUGACGAAGAGGGUGCAAAGGUUAUUGGGAACGAGUCGCCUGUCAAUGGAUCUGGACAGUCUGAGAAGGAGAAUGGAGACAUUGGGGCCUUGUCAACCAGCGACCGAAUCUUCACUUGGUCAAAUGUCGAGUAUACAGUUCCCUACGGCAGCGGUCAGCGAAAACUGCUUAAUGGAGUCACUGGGUAUGCGAAACCGGGCGUAAUGAUUGCAUUGAUGGGUGCGUCUGGAGCAGGAAAGACAACAUUGCUAAACACAUUGGCGCAGCGACAAAAAGUUGGCCAGGUUAGCGGAGAUAUGCUCGUUGAUGGAAAGACGCUCGGCCCUGAAUUCCAACGCGAAACAGGUUUCUGUGAGCAAAUGGACGUGCAUGAUGGGACGUCCACAAUUCGUGAGGCUUUGGAGUUUUCUGCUAUCCUCAGACAAGACCGCAAUAUCCCUCGCCAGGAAAAGAUCGACUACGUCAAUCGUAUUAUCAAUUUGCUCGAAUUGGAGGAAAUCCAGGAUGCAAUUAUCAACUCUCUCGGCGUGGAACAGAGGAAGCGUGUCACGAUUGGCGUUGAAUUAGCGGCCAGGCCUAACCUACUGCUCUUCCUUGACGAGCCUACCAGUGGUCUCGACAGCCAGGCAGCAUACUCGAUUGUUCGAUUCUUGCGCAGAAUCUGCGACGCUGGGGGUGCUAUUGUGUGCACAAUCCACCAGCCUUCGUCCAUGCUCAUCCAACAAUUCGAUCUGAUCCUCGCCCUCAACCCUGGCGGCAACACGUUCUUCUUCGCACCUCCUGACUCCGUGGUUGACUACUUCUCCAAACGUGGCGUUGUUCCUCCCGAGCACAAGAAUGUCGCCGAAUUCAUCUUAGAAACAGCCGCAAAACCAGUUGUCAGAAACGGGCGGAGGAUAGAUUGGAACGAUGAAUGGCGCCAGUCCGCCGAGAACGAGAAACUGAAACAGGAAAUCCAACGCAUCUCGGAAGAACGAAGCAAACUCCCGGCUCUCGUCGAAUCUGGUGAACAGACCGAAUACGCAGCCCCAGUCACGCUGCAGAUUUACAUGCUUACCAAACGGUUAUUCCUGCAGUAUUGGCGAGACCCGGCGUACUACUACUCCAAGAUCUUUGUCAGCGUUAUCAUCGGUAUCUUCAACGGUUUCACCUUCUGGAAGCUCGGUAAUAGCGUUUCCAGCAUGCAAGACCGCAUGUUCUCAACCUUCCUGAUCAUCCUGAUCCCCCCCAUUGUCAUGAACAGCAUCCUGCCAAAGUUCUACAUGAACCGAGCACUAUGGGAAGCACGUGAAUACCCUAGUCGAAUCUACGGCUGGGUGGCAUUCAGCACUGCCAGCGUGGUGUGCGAAAUCCCCAUCGCCAUCGUAACCGCUGUCAUAUACUUCGUUCUCUGGUACUUCCCCGCCGGUCUUCCCACUGACUCCAGCACUGCCGGUUACACAUUCUUGAUGAGCCUGCUUUUCUUCUUCUUCCAGGCUAGCUGGGGACAAUGGAUCUGUGCCUUUGCACCAUCAUUCACGGUCAUUUCCAACGUCCUCCCCUUCUUCUUCGUCAUGUGUAAUCUAUUCAACGGUGUCGUCCGACCCUACGCUUCAUUCCCUGUAUUCUGGAAAUACUGGAUGUACUACGUGAACCCGGUAACAUGGUUCCUACGGGGCGUCUUCUCAGCCAUCCUGCCCUCGGUGCCCAUCAAAUGCCAACCCGAAGAAGCGACCUAUUUCAGCGCCCCACCAGGCCAAACCUGCGGCUCGUACGCAAACUUCACAACCGCCAUACAGGGCUACGUGACCAACCCAGACGCAACCUCCGACUGCAGUUACUGCCCGUACAAGGAUGGGCGCGAGUACAUGCACACGCUGAAUGUGCAGGAUGACGAUAAGUGGAAGUGCUUUGGCAUUUUCCUUGCCUUUGUCAUUAUCAAUUGGGCGCUGGUGUAUUUCUUCAUUUAUACCGUGCGUGUUCGCGGCUGGUCGUUUGGCAUGGGGUUUGUUUUUGGUGUGUUUGGCAUGGUCAUUGGAGGUGUGAAGCAGGCUGUGAUGGCGCCGUUUUCGAGGAAACAAUCGAAAGCUUAA